AGCCAAAGCCAAAGCCAAAGCUUUAAAGGCCAAGAAGGCAGUGUUGAAAGGUGUCCACAGCAACACACAGAAAAGAAGAUCCACAUUUCACUCACCUUGAGGUGGCCCAAGACACUGAGACUCCGAAGACAGCCCAAAUAUCCUCAGCAGAUCACCCCCAGGAGAAACAGGCUUGACCACUAUGCUAUCAUCAAGUUUCCGCUGACCACUGAGUCAGCCUUGAAGAAGACAGAAGAAAACAACAUGCUUGUGUUCAUUGUGGAUGUUAAAACCAACAAGCACCAGAUCAAACAGGCUGUGAAGAAGCUCUGGGACAUGGAUGUGGCCACAGUCAACAUCCUGAUUCGACCUGAUAAAGAGAAGAAGGCAUAUGUUCGACUGUCUCCUGAUUAUGAUGUUGGAUGCUCCUUUGGAUGUUGCAACAAAAUUGGGAUCAUCUAAACCGAGUUCAGCUGGCUAACUCUAAAUAUAUGUGUAUCUUUUCACCAUAAAAAAGAAAUAAUGUUUUUCAUAAGAAUGACAACUUAAUUAGAAUCAAAUUUAUAAGCUUUAAGAUUUUACAUUUCUAGUAAGUAUAAUAUUAGCUUAUUUGAGUAGAACUCAAGCAGAAUAGGAAAUUAUGUUUGUUUCAUAUUCAAUAGUGGUAACUUUGAAGACAUA
Molecule: messenger RNA, 660 nt
Organism: Chlorocebus sabaeus (green monkey)
Lineage: Eukaryota; Metazoa; Chordata; Mammalia; Primates; Cercopithecidae
Source: RefSeq, a predicted model, not a curated record